UCACAACUCAUGAAGUUUUUUGUUUAUUUAUAUAAAAAAAAGAAUUUUUUGGGUGAAAUUGUGCGACAAUGGCGUGGAGAUCAAAUCUCUCUCGGAACCUCAAAGAGCUUCGCAUCCUCUUCUCUCCAUCGUCACCUGAAAGUUCUGCCACUAGGGCGUUCAUUGAGAAGAACUACAGAGAUCUCAAGACCCAAAACCCCAAAUUACCUAUUUUGAUUCGUGAGGCCAGUUCCAUCGAGCCUCAGCUUUGGGCAAGAUAUGACCUGGGAGUUGAAAGGGGCAUCAGACUAGAAGGAUUGACGGAGGAGCAAAUCUCAAAGGCACUUGAGGACCUUGGAAAAGUUGGGGCAUCCCUUAAAUCUUGAUGACAUUGGAUCUGCAGAAUUGUAUGUCUUUGCAUUCAGCGCUUUGUAGAGUUCGUCCUCGCAUUGUGCUUUCUAAAAUAAUCUUUUGGUGCUAGUUAUCAUGAAUCAAACUAACCGCUCAUAAACCUGGAAUCUUGGGUAUUUGGCUUUUAUUUGCUGUUGAAAUGAAACUGUUUGAAAUCCUUUGUUGUAAGCAUUAGAAGUUUAACGGAAUUCCUUCUGUGCAUUUAA
Molecule: messenger RNA, 596 nt
Organism: Solanum dulcamara
Lineage: Eukaryota; Viridiplantae; Streptophyta; Magnoliopsida; Solanales; Solanaceae
Product: NADH dehydrogenase [ubiquinone] 1 alpha subcomplex subunit 2-like
Exons: 3
Coding region: 69-365 (98 amino acids)
Source: RefSeq, a predicted model, not a curated record